AUGACUUACGCUACGAAGGACGAUAGCUUCGAUGCGGACAUGUUUCACCUGUCAUCGAAAACUAAGAGCGCACAUUAUCCACCAAAUGGCGACCUGUUGUCCUCUGGUGAGAAGAAGUCCAAGUUAUUUUGGAAACGUCAUGAACAAGAGAGAGAGGAGUUACAGCGCGCCCUUCGAUUCCAGGAGUCGAAGAUGCUGAAACAAGAGAGGCGCUUUGAUCAGGAGUUGAAGAAGGAAAGACAACGGGCGGAGAGACUAAAAGAGGAGCUUGAUGAACAGAUAGCUACGGAAGAACGGCAGAAACAAGAAGACGAAGAGAAUCGCCGGUUUCAAAUAGAAAUGGAGAAACAACGAGAGCGUGAACUUGAACUAAAGCGCAUGGGCACAUCUCCAACAGCCUUGCUUCACCUUCGCGAGCUUGUUCGCUCUAGGUAUGAAUUGGAUAUGGAGAUAUGGCGCAUGCGCGACACUCGUCGAGCAAACCGUAAAGUCCUGGAGGAAAAAAUGCAUCGCGCCGAUGUACUGCUGAGGGAGAUCCAGGCUACAGUCAGUAGCUGGAAGAUGGAUCGAGAGGUUUGGGAAGAAGACGAGCUGGACAUGGCUAAAGAGAUUCAGAGUAGACUGAUGGAAGAUGGCAAGAGGAACUGGGCACUUAACCCACCGUGGAAGACCUAG
This is a messenger RNA of Verruconis gallopava, 675 nucleotides long. RefSeq lists its product as uncharacterized. NCBI's taxonomy places the organism in Eukaryota, Fungi, Ascomycota, Dothideomycetes, Venturiales, Sympoventuriaceae. The record is from RefSeq and is a predicted model, not a curated record. The transcript has a single exon. The coding region runs from base 1 to 675 and encodes 224 amino acids.